AUGACACGAUUGAGAACAACAGAUUCUUUAGCAAUGCUUGCUCAACUGAGCACCAAUGUGGCCACCACCACUACGACCACAACAGCCGCUACUAGCGUUGGGUCGGUCGCCAAGUCCAACACAAACGGAAACAAAAGACCAACCAUCAUCAUUUAUCCAACUGUUUCACCGGAAUCAAUAGUCAUCCCGAUUGUUUCCUGUAUAUUUGGAUUUCCAUUACUGGCGUUAACAGUUAUUUGUUGCCUUAGACGAAGGGCAAAAUUAGCCAGAGAGCGAGCAAGACGUCGUAACUGCGAAUUAGAUCGUGGAGAAUUAUCAGUGGUGCGACUGUCGCCGUUGAAGAGCCGAGUACGUGCCGUGAGUCUAGUGCGCUCUCCUCGACCAUUACCAACUCUUGAGCUCGACACCGUACUAGAAGAGCGUUCCGACCCUGAACAAACUACAUUUUCUCAAGUGGACAUUACACCGGACCGAGAAGUGGGUACGAUAUUAUUCAGUGCGAUAGGUGCAGUAGGAACGGCGGCAGCAGCGGCGGCGGCUUGCGCUCGCGAUAGCUAA
Molecule: messenger RNA, 558 nt
Organism: Parnassius mnemosyne (clouded apollo)
Lineage: Eukaryota; Metazoa; Arthropoda; Insecta; Lepidoptera; Papilionidae
Source: the annotation of a GenBank genome assembly